Molecule: messenger RNA, 3514 nt
Organism: Opisthorchis viverrini
Lineage: Eukaryota; Metazoa; Platyhelminthes; Trematoda; Opisthorchiida; Opisthorchiidae
Exons: 25
Coding region: 1-3360 (1119 amino acids)
Biological process (GO): post-chaperonin tubulin folding pathway; adherens junction assembly; tubulin complex assembly
Cellular component (GO): lateral plasma membrane
Molecular function (GO): beta-tubulin binding; GTPase activator activity
Source: RefSeq, a predicted model, not a curated record
AUGUGUACAACAGAAAUUACAGACUUCCCUGAAGAGAAAUGUGUAGUAUUCGAUGAGUUUAAACAUUUUGACGAAGUUAUGGCACACAUUCACGCAAUCCAUACAGAACAGCCUCAUCUACUGGAUCCGUAUCUAGAGAGGCUAAUUUCAGAGUGCAUCUCCAUCAUUCGAUCAUCAGCUGAUCGACCAAGGGCUUUCCACUUUGCUUUCCGUCUGUUAUACCUUAUGGUAAAAACUCGAGGAUACAAAUCGGUCAUACGCCUUAUGCCCCAUUCAGUUGAUGACAUCGAGCCAACUAUCAGCCUUUUGGUUUCUCAGGAUAUUGGUGACCCAGAGACCUGGAAAACUCGCUAUGUGCUUUUAUUAUGGCUUUCUAUCCUUACGAUGAUACCAUUCAGUUUGGAGUGUCUGGAUUCGCCGAACGAGGUUCCCAUUGUUGAGCGUGUGUUAACACAGUCCAAGAUAUAUCUCUCUCGUGAUGAACGCACACAAGAAGCUGCCUCGUUCCUUUUGGCGCGGCUCGUAACCCGACCAGAUGUCAUUCAGGUUCAUCUCCAGCCUGUCGUCAACUGGUGUAUUGAACAGAUGCAUACUGCCGACUGCAGCACCGUUCAUGGUCAAGCAGUCGCUUGUGGUAUGUUACGGGUGUUAGCAAAUAUUUGCAAAAUCGGCCUUCGUAAGGAGUUACUCCCUGUGGCGAACAUAAUAUUGAAAGCAGUAAUCAGUCUUCCAUCAAAUGUGGACAAGGGCAAUCUUAUUCACCGCUUAGAAGCGAAGCUGAUACAACGUGUCGGCUUGCUUUUUUGCCCACCUCGGUCCAUCGGCUGGCAGUAUCAACGCGGUUGCCGUUCUCUGGCGGACAAUUUGGCGCCGAAGUUACUCCAGGAGGCUCCAGAUAACGUAGAAGUAACGACGAGUGACAAUGCUCAGCCGACGACGAUGACCACAAAAAUUGAUCCUAAGCCAGAACAAGAAGAGGAGGAGUUGGAGUUGGAGUAUAUCGACGAAGUGGCAGAAGUUAUUGACCGUUUGAUCCACCUGCUUCGCAAUCAGUACACGGUUGUUCGAUGGUCUGCUGCGAAAGGACUGGGACGUAUGUGCAACCGACUUGGCAGCCCGAUGGUUAUUCCCGUGGUUUUACGUGCGUUGUUCUAUGACGAACGUUCUGGUGACCACAACUACGGAUCAAACGUUCGCGAUGCUGCCUGCUACGUGUGCUGGGCCUUUGCUCGAGCCUACCGUGCCCAAGACUUUUCCCCUUACGUGAACCAGGUUGCCAGUGCACUGAUUUUAGUCAGUUUGUUUGAUCGCGAGGUAAAUGUGCGACGGGCAGCGGCAGCGGCUUUUCAGGAAAAUGUUGGACGCCAGGGACAGUUUCCACAUGGUAUUGAUAUCAUCACUACGUGCGAUUAUUUCGCCCUGCGAAACCGAACAAACUGUUUCCUGGAACUCAGUGUUUUUGUGGCCCAAUUUGGAGACUACACCAGACCGAUGAUUGAUCACGUGACGAAGGAGUUACUCGCCCACUGGGAUAGCAACAUAAGAUUUCUUGCUGCACGUACAUUGAAUUUGUUGUAUCCGUUCGAAAAGGAGCACAUGUUACAGACAAUUUUGCCUGAGCUAAUCGCCAAGUCCACGGAUGGUUCGUUGUACGCAAAACAAGGCAAUAUUUUUGGAACAGCAGAGCUGAUAGCAGCUGCGAAGGGGACUCCCUUGGAUGAACCCAUCCUUUUGGGAAUCAAGGCGAUUGUCUCCACACUCUCCUCACACAAUCAGCUACGCGGGUUAAGUGGUGAACUGUUACGAAAGGCAGUUUGCCAUCUGAUUCAACAGUGUUCUCUCGCAAAUACCCCUUUUCAUGAAGAUCCCGUCAUUGAGGACUGGCGAGUCUUCCUUGACGAUUGUCUGUCUCACAAAGAGGUCGAAAUUCGUGCGGCUGCAGCGAGCGCAUAUCCAUCCUUGCUUUCUACUUAUUUAUACGCCAGCGACGGGACACUACGCAAGGACUAUCGGGACAAUAUCUAUGCUCAUUUGGUGCACCAGCUGAACGCCAAUAGCGAGACCAUCCUUGCUGGAUACCUACAGGUGCUGGGUCAGUCGCCCGCUUCUCUAUUUGACGGCAAUGUGGCCAGAACAAUAGAGCUUCUUGCCGCUGCUUCACGAAUCACUCCGAAAUCCCGUAAUUGGGGAGAAGCUCGUCAGAACAGUUUGAAAGCCUUAGUGAGCAUUUGUAUGGAGCUUGGAUCACAGCAUCCUGAAUUGAACACAGUGGUCCUUCAGUCGAUCGGCAACGUAUUGCUCCGGGCCUUAUCCGACUACACGGUAGACUCUCGAGGGGAUAUUGGCUCUCUGGUUCGCGAAGUCGGUAUGAAAUGCCUGGAACAAUACCUUGGGUUUCUGGUGACCAGCGGAGCAACUGAAGUAAUCCAGCCUAAUCUAGUUCAAGAAGCGCUAUGCGGUAUUGUGCAACAGGCUGUGGAGAAGAUUGAUCGUACCCGUGCUGUCGCUGGCCAAGCGUUUGCAGCGAUACUGCAUCACGACCCACCGAUUCCGCACAUUCCACAUCCGGAUCAAUUGAAGAAACUGUUUCCAAGAGAAGAAUGCGACAGUACAAUGUGGCGUUCGGCACAGCAGACAUUCCGAAAAUUUGUGCCCCUUUUGGAUUUGCCAGAAUUCCGUUUUCGACUGAUUCUUGGCUUGUCAGUCAGUGUCGGUGGGCUGACGGAAGAUACCGUCUUAUGCAGUUCAGAGGCACUCACAUCCCACUUGUUGCUUCAUGAGUCCGACAAAGUAUUUGUAGAAGAGUUUCUGUGCGUAGUUUUGCAAGUUUUUGAGACGUUCUGCCAUGAGGAACGAAUCAUAGUGCCCUACUUCAAGUUUAUUGAUUUUCUUCUCAAUGACCCGGUGAUAUCCUCCAUAACUGACAGCGAAAGCCCAAUUCUUGUUCGGUUGAUCGAUCUUAUUUGGGAAGAAACUAAGUCUUCCAAGGAGGUGCUUCGAAUCAAAGCAGCGAUUGAUGUGCUAGGAGGAAUGCUGCAGUUUGAAGGGACGAUACGCACACGUGCCUCCAAACUCCUGCUUGUUCUCCUUGGUCAUCGUUAUCCAGUGAUCCGCAAAUCCACUGCAACCAAACUGUACGAAUGUCUCAUGGUUUACGAAUUGGUGGAUCCUGAAGCUACCGAUGAGAUUGUUGUUCUGUUAACAGAAACAAUAUGGGAAUCCAAUCUCGACACGGUUCGGCCGAUUCGCAACAAAGUUUCCGAACUUUUGGGAUUACCCACCCCGGUCCCCAUGAACCACAAACUGACGGCAGAUUCCUUGGUGCUUGUGAACGGUGAAGCCGGUGAUACUCGUGGCUGAACACCUUUGUGGAUCAUUCAGGCAGCACUACUCUCUGUUUCUCUUCAAGUUCUCCUGUUCAUUGACCAACAACCCACCGCGAACGUUAUGUUAUCUUGCAAAUUUUUAAUUCAUUCGUUCUCAGAACUCCUUUUCCUUUUGGUCACUAUCGUCG